CCUACGCACCGCGGCGUGGAGCAGGGUAUGUAAGCAAGCAUGUGAGCGGUGUACUGUGGCCAGGGCUGAUCAGGAUGGAAAUUGAUGCCCGCUUCCGCUACUACUUCCAGCACCCCUGGUCUCGCCUGAUCGUGGCCUACCUGGUCACCUUCUUCAACUUCCUCGUCUUCGCCGAGGACCCCAUCUCACACAGCCAGACGGAGGCACACAUGAUCGUGGUGGGCAACUGCUUCUCCUUCAUCGUGAACAAGUACCCCGGCGGCGGAUGGAAUGUCCUCAAAGUCAUCAUGUGGCUGCUGGCCAUCAUCACUGGCCUGUUUGUGGGAAAGUUCUUCUUUCACAGACGGCUGUUUGGUCGAUACCUACGUCUGAAGAUGUUCCGGGAGGACCACGGCUCCUGGAUGACCAUGUUCUUCAGCACCAUCCUCUUCCUCUUUAUCUUCUCCCACAUCUACAAUCUGCUGUUGCUGAUGACGGGCGGCAUGGGUCCACACAUGGUGACAGAGUACAUGGGCAUCAGGAAUGAGAGUUUCAUGAAGAUCGCUGCAGUGGGCACAUGGAUGGGAGACUUUGUCACAGCCUGGAUGGUGACGGAUAUGAUGCUUCAAGAUGAGCUGUACCCAGACUGGGGCAAAGCAGCCAGAAGAUUCUGGAAAAAAGGGAACAACAGAAUAGUCCUCUUCUGGACGGUGCUGAUUUCCCUGACGUCGGUGGUGGUGCUGGUCAUCAGCACAGACUGGAUCAGCUGGGACAACCUGAACCGCGGCUUCCUGCCCAGCGAUGAGGUGUCGCGCGCCUUCCUCGCCUCCUUCAUCCUGGUCUUUGACCUUCUCAUUGUCAUGCAGGACUGGGAAUUUCCACACUUUAUGGGUGACCUGGACAUGAAUCUUCCAGGAAUGCCCACCACUCAUGUCAAAGUGAGACUUCCUGUUUGCAAGAAGUUCUUUAAGGACGAGUAUCACAUCCACAUAACAGGCAAAUGGUUUAAUUAUGGGAUCAUCUUCCUGGUUCUGAUUCUGGAUCUCAACAUGUGGAAGAACCAGAUCUUCUACAAGCCCUACGAGUACGGGCAGUACGUGGGCCCCGGCGAGAAGAUCUUCACCGUGGAGGAGCCGGAGACGCUGGUCCACUUCAACCGCAGCACGCUGACCUACGCGUGGCGCGCCCGCAACCCGGACCCGCGCACCAACCGCUCGUACAUCCACAGCGACAUGUUCCUGCACAGCCGCUACGUGGGCGCCAGCCUGGACGUCAAGUGCCUGGCCUUCGUGCCCAGCCUGGCCGCCUUCGGCCUGUUCGGCUUCUUCAUCUGGCUGCUGGGCCGUUUCCAGGACAGCGAGACCUUCCCGGAGAGCCAGGACGCCAAGACGUACGAGCGCAUCAAGCGCAAGUCGCCGUCCGACCUGGGCGUCACGCCCGAGGACGUGCGCCUGUCCAUGAGCGAGUCGCUCAAGCGCAGCGGCACGCCCAUGCUGCUGUCGGUGGACGCGCGCCACCACUUCGGCUCGUCCAACAACUCCAUCUCGCCGUGCUCCAACGACACGCAGGAGACGCAGCCCAGCGUCGCCGCCGCCGACUGCACCGUGCCGGCGCCCACCAUCGAGGAGGAGUCGGCCACCUCGGACGUCAGCAAAUCGUCGCCUUGACCUCGCCGCGGAACCUGUUUGCCGGGGUAGGCAGUGGCGGCAUGGAUGCCAACACGCCAGAGCGGCAUCCGUUAGCAGAGUCGACAGUCUCCCUUCUGUGGCUCUUUUGCUAGAGUCUUCUUUUCUCUGCCUUGGCACAGCCUGUUAGCCGGGGCGGUCACUGGAGAGCUUAUCCUUCGCUAGGUAGCUCCACACAAGGAACAGAGACCUGAGCUGAGUCUCAGGGGACAUUGAUGCAUCUCUUUCCUCCCACUGAAGAUGUCUUUAAGCACCCACAAACCCUGGCUGUUUUAUUUUGGUUUUCUAUACCUGAGAAAAAAAAGACUCUUUGUUUUCUAUACCUUGGAGAAAAAACUCAUUGUACAUGGCGCCAAGUCUGUGGGAAAAACAAAAAAAAACAAUUCCUUGGCCUGAAGAAGUGGUGCUUUACAUUUACAUUUUGUAAGUCGGUAUAUCUUUUUU
This is a messenger RNA of Sardina pilchardus (European sardine), 2108 nucleotides long. RefSeq names its product transmembrane protein 117 (gene tmem117). Lineage: Eukaryota; Metazoa; Chordata; Actinopteri; Clupeiformes; Clupeidae. Gene Ontology annotation, biological process: intrinsic apoptotic signaling pathway in response to endoplasmic reticulum stress. The coding region runs from base 75 to 1646 and encodes 523 amino acids. The record is from RefSeq and is a predicted model, not a curated record. The transcript is spliced from 8 exons.